Molecule: messenger RNA, 540 nt
Organism: Lasiosphaeria miniovina
Lineage: Eukaryota; Fungi; Ascomycota; Sordariomycetes; Sordariales; Lasiosphaeriaceae
Exons: 2
Coding region: 1-540 (179 amino acids)
Source: RefSeq, a predicted model, not a curated record
AUGCAGCUCAAGUCCCUCGCCCUCUGCUCGCUGGCGGCCGUCACCACGUCGGCGGCGGCGGCGGCGGUCACGUCGGACAACCCGCGCUCGCAGCAGAGCUGCCUGUGCAGCAACACGGUCGAGACGCUGCUAUCGGCCUACGUGCGCAUCCUCAGCGAGCCCAAGUGGAACGACACUGAGGCCAAGUACCUGGCCGACAGCUUCCGGGACACGUCGGACAGCAUCAACAUCCUAGCCGGGAUCCCCCUGGGCAGCGUCACCUUCCCGAGCAAGCAGGCCCUCAUCGCCCACGAGACGAGCGCGCCCGACAACCUUCCCAUCAAAAUCACCAGCAUAGGCCCCUACGACUGCACCUCCGUCUCGUUCAUCUGGUCGGCGACGUUCGGCGCCGGCAACCCAGUGCGCGGUAUCACGAUCUUAGGCGCGACCAAGGCGGCGGGCUGGUGGCAGAUCGCGAGCAUCGACAUGGAGAUGAACUCGUGCGCCUUUGCACGCAACAUCGGCGGAACGUGCGUGCCCCCCGGUGCGCCGCCAUCUUGA